Leptosia nina is the source of this 717-nucleotide messenger RNA. The record is from the annotation of a GenBank genome assembly. NCBI's taxonomy places the organism in Eukaryota, Metazoa, Arthropoda, Insecta, Lepidoptera, Pieridae.
AUGGUUGACUACUAUAGAACACUUGGAGUUACACGAACUGCUUCUGAAGCAGAAAUAAAAAAGGCAUAUAGAAAACUUGCUCUCAAGUGGCACCCUGACAAAAACCCUGAUAAUGCUGAUGAAGCAAAUCGAAGGUUCAAGGAGAUAUCUGAAGCAUAUGAAGUUUUAUCAGAUGAAAGAAAACGUCGCGUUUACGAUCAAUAUGGCAAGGAAGGGUUAAACAGCAACAGAGGACGACGAUCUACCUCGGAUGAAGAUUAUGAGUUUGGCUACCAUAGUUUCCCUUUCACAUUCCGCGAUCCAGAGGAAGUGUUUAGAGAAUUCUUUGGUGGAGCACCGUUCAGUGAUCUUUUUGGAGAGCUCAAUGGUCAUGGAAACCACAGACACGGUCGUCGCAGCCACCACCCAGGCACCUCGCUCACUUCGACACUCUUUAGCCCGUUCGGAUUCGGAAUGCAGGGUUUGGACGAUAUAUUUGCUCAUGCUACAUCCAAUGGGAAUGCCUUCACUUCAUUCUCCACAUUUAACAGUUCCCUGGCUGGGCCUGGAAGUGCUAAUAUGAGAAGCACUACCACCACUACUCGCGUUGUCAAUGGAAAGAAAAUUACUACAAAAAGGGUAACGGAGAAUGGCCGAGAAACAGUAAUGUCAUACGAGAAUGGCGUUCUAAAAUCAAAGACUGUCAAUGGUGUACCUCAAUCUCUAACAUACAGUUAA